UGGAGUACUAUGACACCGAAACAGCGGCAAAAAUGGCAUUAUGUCAAUGCCAGACAGAUCUUACAGGCGGUAGUACAGCAUAUUGCAAUUCAACGAAUAUCUUCUGUUUGAACAAUGAGGAAGUUAAAUGUUUCGCUGAAUGCAUUAAUGGCCCAGAAGAAAUAGACCUUACAGCACGGAUUGUUUUCGGUGAGGCAAGGGGAGAAUGCAUUGAAGAGCAGCUGGCUCUGGCGUAUUCUAUUGCAAACAGGGUAAACCAUACCGGGUAUCCUGAUACGAUCGAGGGCGUUAUCGGGAAAAUGUACAAAAAAGGAAGGGUGCAUGAAUACAACACUCUUGACAACCACAAUCAUAACUCGUCUUUUGAAGAGGCAAGAAUGCAACACACGGCUGCAUAUAAUCUUACAAUUGGCGUUUCAGUUGCUGCAAUAUGCCAAUGUAAGCCUGAUCCUACAAAUGGCGCCACAGACUUCUGUGUCCCAGACCCUAGUAAAGGUUCAUGCUCAGCCACUGAAGACAAUAAAUAUUAUCACUCUGUCAACAACAUUAGAAUUGGACAGCAUAUGUUCGCCAGCCGCGCUCAAGUAGAUUCUGUGCAACUAAUUGGAAAAUAAUAUUAG
Messenger RNA from Mya arenaria, 620 nucleotides. RefSeq names its product spore cortex-lytic enzyme-like. The transcript has 3 exons. NCBI's taxonomy places the organism in Eukaryota, Metazoa, Mollusca, Bivalvia, Myida, Myidae. Bases 33 to 614 code for a protein of 193 amino acids. The record is from RefSeq and is a predicted model, not a curated record. Gene Ontology annotation, molecular function: hydrolase activity.